CGGCCCACUUGUAACCAAAUGCGAACUUCAGUUUCUGUUUUGCCCACCUCAAGGAACACAUGUUAUCUUCUUUUCCUCUAGAAUUUCUCUUCAGCUUUUUUCAUGAAAGCACUUUGUAAGGAUCUGUGAUUUUGAUGUACGACUGUGACGUUCACAAGCUUUGCGCUUCUGGGUCACUGUGUUCGAAAUAGUACGGAAUGUGAAUGAGGUGACUUUUGGUAUUGCUGCUUGCUGGGUCAAGAAAAGCAAGAGAGAGCUAGCAAUCUCUCUUCCUAUUAUGAAGAGCAAGGAAAUGGAGUUAGUCGUCUCUGUCAUUCUUUUGUUUGUGGGUAUUGCUGUUCUGGUGAUCAUUCAUGUCUGCAUCGCCGGGAGAGCUUUCAGGGGAGGGAAUCAUCAAGGCAAUAAUAUGGUUCAAAGGGGAAGCAACGGGACCAAAAGGAUGUCCACUGGGGACCUCGAAAGGCUCCCCUGCUUUGACUACAAGGCGGCAGAGAAAGGGUCUAGCUCUGUUGAUUGUGCCGUCUGCUUGGACAACUUCAAAAUGGGUGAUAAGUGCAGGUUAUUACCGAAUUGCAGGCACAGCUUCCAUGUCCAGUGCAUAGAUUCGUGGUUGUUGAAGACACCCAUUUGCCCAAUUUGUCGAACUUGCGUUAAUCCGCCCAAGAUUGACGUGAUUUUGAGAGAAGAAACUAGCGUUGGAGAUGAAUUGACAUAGAGCCGUCAGAAUUGGUUCAAUUCUGCAUCUACUUCUGCAGCUGCCAGCUUUAGUGCCCAGAUGUUUUAGAUUUGUUUUGAAUGCUGGUUGUCUGUUUCAUUUUCAAUGAGAGUGAGGUUCUUGUUUGCUUUUGUCCACUCAAACACAAUACAUGGAACAAAUGUGGUCUUCUGAGAA
Corylus avellana is the source of this 892-nucleotide messenger RNA. NCBI's taxonomy places the organism in Eukaryota, Viridiplantae, Streptophyta, Magnoliopsida, Fagales, Betulaceae. The record is from RefSeq and is a predicted model, not a curated record.